Molecule: messenger RNA, 2385 nt
Organism: Penicillium brasilianum
Lineage: Eukaryota; Fungi; Ascomycota; Eurotiomycetes; Eurotiales; Aspergillaceae
Source: the annotation of a GenBank genome assembly
CUUCAGACCUCCUCCGCGCUGGUCAACCUCGCGUUUUUCUUUUCUUUCACCCCCCAUCUGCAAUUCCUCUUCGGUCUUGUAAAUAUCAGCUAUUUUUUUUCUUUUCCAUGUUCAAUCUUCCUUAGACUUUGUGAAUACUUCCGUCCCUUCCACUCGCUCUCUCCUCGUUGGCUGGUCCACCAUGGAGCUCUCCCCGGGAACGGGUGACGCCCUCAUCCACGGUCCUCAUCCGAAUGCGUCCCCGACUUCGAUGGCCGCACCCACCACCACGGCCGAGGCCGUAGACUCUUCCACACAGCCAACGACUGCCUCCGAGAAGCCACCCCAGUCACUCUCCCGAUCCGCCUCUCUUUUGCAACAGAAGCGGUCUUCACUGCCCCCUCGCGCUCACGCCGGAGCUCGCCACGCUAAACGCUUAACCCUCAACUUCCCUAUCAACGUUCCGCUGGACCUACCUCCACCUGCUGCCGCCGACCCGAGUGUCUCAUCCCCAGGAUCCAUGACCCCCGUGACUCAAUCAUCGACUCGUCCGUCCCCGGCGCUCCCCGCGGGGACUCCCAUGCCGUUCGAUGUCGAGGACGACGGCUACGAUUUCCUACGCGCCAUCGCCUCGCAAGAACGAAAGGUACUGGAGCUUCGAGAGGAGCUGCACCGGGCCGAGGCGGAGCUGUCGACUUUGAAGAAACAGUGGGCACAAUCAGAGAAGACGAGGAAACGGACCGAAAUCAACCUGCAUGCGGAGCCGUUGCUGCCGCUUCGGUCUCCCGAUCUCAACGCACCCGAGCCAUCAAAUUCACAUCGUCGGGAGCAGAGCUUGAGCUCGGUGGCAAGCUCAUCGGUAUCACAAGAGCGGGUCAGUCGGGAGCUCGAGAGACGUUCCAGUGUUCGUGUGGCUCCUGUGGCACCUCCCAAGGGAACGACGAUCUCGGCCAACGGUCGGCGGGUGUUUCAGGGGUCUCACGCCCGGACACUCUCUCUGCUAUCCCCGGUGACAGCGAGCAGCCCGUCAGCUGCGGGUGCGAUGCCAUCUGAUAGUGACCGUGUAGGCCGGACUCCACGAUCCGCGACUCUGCCCUCGGUCGAGCGUGAGAAUGUGUCUAGUAUUGGAGGUCCGAUGGAUGAGAGCCAGGUUCCAGAGCAUGUGCUGGCUCAGUGGCGAAAGAAUAUGCCUCCUCCUUCGAGAGAGGCUCUGGUGCGAACGGGCAAGCAGAUGGCUUCGGAUCUACGCGAAGGCUUGUGGACGUUCUUCGAAGAUAUUCGACAGGCUACUGUUGGCGAGGAAGGUAUCAACGCAACGGAAUCACGCACCAUGUCUCCACCCAACGGGUCACUAGCACCAUCUACCGCGCGCAAGCGAGACUCUUUGGCGAAAUCACGGAGUCGAGAUCGACUGUCCGCUACGGGAACUGUCUCACGAUCGUCGUCUUCGUCGUCAUCACGGGGCAGGGGGACGGCGGCCGAGAAAACAUCUGGUAAAGACACCAAACCGGACAUCUCUACGUCUUUCUGGCAUGAAUUCGGGGUUGAUUCACCAGCGCAGACGUCCCCCCGCCCCGGCGCUCAUCGCAGCUCCUCCGACAACACCAUCGCCGCCCCGGCCCAACGGGACAAGACCGAAUCCGGGCCUCCCCAUCACCACUCCAGCAGUCAACCCGAAACGGAUGAUGAUACAGCCGAUAACUGGGAUAUGUGGGAUACGCCGUUGCCUGCGUCCAAGAUCACCCAUACACCCUCGUCGAGCCGGUCGACGGUGGACUCAUCGAAACAAGAUCAAUCCCCCAAUACCCAAGGCAGCAGCCCCCGGACGAGUGCUAGCGAGUGGAACCCAAGUUCCGCCGCGCCCGAUCCCAGCGUCACCGAAGGCAUCCCUUGGCCGACCAUCACGAAGCUGGCCCCCUCGAAACUCCAGCGUACCGCCUCGAACCUCAUGGCCGAGUGGGAGCGUAGUCUUUCGCCAUCCCCGUCUCCCGAGCGGAAGGGCUCUCCCGGUCUCAAUCGUGGCAAAAACGACAAGAAGGACUAGGCCAUGAUCCUGGUUCCUGAUAUUUUUAUCUUCUAUGUACAUUCUUCACCCUCCCAUUUUCCUUCUUCGACCCCAGAUUUGAGGGUCUCCGUUGGACGAAUUGGCACGACACAUUCCCCCCCCAUCCACGGACUUAUGCUGAGCUACGACUUAUUUAACGCACGAGAGCGUUGUUUCUUCCUUCUCUUCCUUAUAUUUGGGAUAUCUGGCAGUGUUUCAAAUCUGGUUUGGGAAAUUGGUCGAUACUGGUAUCUAGAAUUUCCCAUAAACGUUACCGGAAAUAAGACCAAGUUACUCAAAAUGCUGUUCCCGAAAACUCUGCAUUCUAGAAUCAAUGAAAUAUUGUAGUUUAAUAGUCUCCA